Lytechinus pictus (painted urchin) is the source of this 3494-nucleotide messenger RNA. RefSeq lists its product as uncharacterized. The transcript is spliced from 11 exons. The record is from RefSeq and is a predicted model, not a curated record. The coding region runs from base 159 to 1754 and encodes 531 amino acids. NCBI's taxonomy places the organism in Eukaryota, Metazoa, Echinodermata, Echinoidea, Temnopleuroida, Toxopneustidae.
GUCGACUACAUGAGUAUGCUCAGUAAGAUAGCAAGCUGGCGCUGCUCGCUGAGGAAAGUGUAACUUUUAUGGUAUAAGCCUAUACCAAGUUUGCUUUGUUGUUCAUCAUGUAGCCCCAGUAUAUUGGAAAAUAAGACGAACAUAAUAUACUUGCAAAGAUGGCACAACUGUUUCUAUUUUAUCUACCUCUAUUAUCGGUACUGAUACCUUUUUAUUUUUCAUGGUGUAUGACUGGAACAGACGCUCUUAAACACGGUGGUCUACGAUUGACUUGCACGAGUCCUUGUCAGCAGAGUCAAGGGGAUGUUCCUCGUAUUUCAACUACAGUUUUACCACCUUGCGAUAUAACUCCAAGCUGCAAUGAUCGUACUACCGUACUGAGAGACCAGGCCCCCGGGGGUCCUCUCCUGGUUAACAUGGCUGCUUCGGCAGUCAUAGGACCAGAUGGUAAAGUCUAUCUCGAGAUGACACACCAGUGGAAAGCAUCUCAAGAUCGCAUCGGCCUUCUGACUGGCUUUGUUAUUAGUGUAUUUUGCAGCAGUACUGCUUGUGCAUCGCAAUUUUUCUGUGUCACCAUUUCUUUUAAAAGGACAUUGACCAUCGAGGAUGCUUCCUCUAACUUUUCAGUGAGCUGUCAAAACGGAAAUUUUUCUCAGCCUGGUGAAAACUACAACACCAUCAUCCGGAGCAUCCCAAUGAGUAAAGAUGAUUCCAACAGAGAAAGUAUCAGUACAACACUUCCAAGUUGUCAGCAAGAACCAGCGGUCUCUCUUUGCAAUAUUAACACUCCGGAGGAUUGGAUACCGGUGUAUAGUCCAGAGAUCAAGCAGAUAAGCAAUGGUUCCGUAGUCGUCUCAUUUUGGCCCAGUAGUGUGCAGGAAUACCCGGGGUAUAAUAUCUAUCUUCAAGAAAUAGGUGUAAAAGAACGCAGAGUGGGACACGAAUUUGUCACAUUUUUUGAUUCACAAAGGGAUGGCAAACCUUUUGUGUAUUUUGACAACGUACCUCCAGGAGUUUACAUUGCUAUGAUCUCUAUUGACGACAACGUUUGUUUUGAUUGUACGCUCUUCGAAUCAGACAACAACCUCACUGUAUUUGCUAUGCCCACUCCCGCCCCCUCAUCGCCGCCGACAACGCCCCGGGACCCCGAAGAGGUAAAAAGCACACCCGAGAAAGCCAGAUCCCCUAUCCCUAUGGCAGCCCUGGCCGGUGCUCUGGGAGGAGUCCUUGGGGUGAUUCUCAUCAUCUUUCUGAUAUCACGCAUGCGCAAGAGGAAAUCGGCGCCUACUUCCCAGUUUAGUGGUGACGAGAAAGAGCUUGGCGGAGAAGACAAAUCAACGAUGCUACACCAUCGGAACAAUUUGCCAUACGAUGAUUUCGACUCGAUGACGGAAACAGGCAUCAUAAGCCAGUGGCCUCCGGAUGACGGCCACGGCAGUCAUCUCUUUGGCAUCGUUAACCCAUCAAUGAUCCCUCCCAUCAUCCACAACGAAUGGAAACACACCAACGGAAGGCUCGCACAGGAGAGCGAGUUCUAUGCCAACACCAUCGGUUACCAGCGAGGGGACAGUAUCAGCAAGGUGGCCGUUGAUGUCCAUUCUGCUAUGGAUCACCAAACAGUUUUCAAGAACAGUCUUGAUCCUCAGAUGGAACAGCCGGACUCCGGGGUGGAUUCCAUCUAUUCGGAAGGAAACCUGGAAGAUGGCCAAACUAUGUUUUCGUUGGCUUUGACGAAUCUUGGUGAAGAGGUAUAGGUGUCGUUGUUUAACAAUUAUUGGUGGGUACUACACACCCCUGCUUUAGUCAGACGCAGACUUUGUCAUCAAUGGAAACUUGAAUUUGGCAGGCUGUUGAGCAGUGUUGCCAUGGAUGCCACAAUCGAUGACACAUUUUCAAUUGACUGAUGGUAAACUGUAUAUGCAACGGGGUACAGGAGACUCGAGCACGAGAGUGAGUCAUUCUUUACCAUUGUGAGGGUAGAGGAUCAAUGAGAUUUGAGAUGAUGUACAUUCUUCUGCGGACCACCAAAAUGUUUCCAAAAGUCAGUUUAUGACAGAGCUCUCCAUCCAUCUUAUCUGAAAGAUGGCUCCACGUUGCCUGAGUCCUUUUUGGCCAUAACCGCCCCGGUUCAUAUUGUUAGUUUAAAGUCAAACUGAAUGGAAAUUGAAGGGAGACUUGCGCAGGAUACCAAAGAAAGGAUUGCACCAAUCAGUCGAUAUAUGAACUUGUAUAUUCAUCCGGCCUUGGACGUCCCAACAAUCUCUCAUGGAGCCAUCUCCGUAGGCAACAAAAGACAGAUCAGCAUUUGUUUCAUUGAUAUUCAUUUAUUUUGGGUGACAAGGUAUAAUGUAAAAUGUACUGAAGCGAUGUCUUACAUGAUCACGUUUCAUCUAGAUUUAAUCCAACCUUGACCGUUUUAAAACCUUUUUUAAAAUCCGUCGACUUUAUGGAAGCACCAAAUAGUACAUGAUUUUUGUUGUUAUUAUACCAGUCAAGGGUUAAGUAAUGAGCAAAAAAAAUCCGAAGGGCGUUUUCAUUUGUAAUUAUGAAGAAAAUUAUAGUCAUUACAAUCAAGACUAGUUUUUUAAUAUAUAUUUAUAUUUUUUUUAAGUUAAUAACAUUUAAUUUUAGAAACCGAAACAAAAUUGUACAAGUUCUUUAUGAUUAACCUUAAUCAUUACCCUUGCAGAAAACAAUAUUACUAUACAUGAGCAGACUGCCAUAAUUUGGGUCAAUAUCGUUGGAAGUUUAAAAAAAUAGUGUUUCGAUUUCGUAUCAUCAUUUUCAGAGGCUGGGCAGCGUCACGACAUUUUUAAAGAAGCGCCAAGACAACUUAAAAUGACGUCAUUAUUUCUUUUCAUUUUAAUUUUGUACUUUCCUUCCUUCUUUCAAUCUUCUCAUUUCCCUUCCCUUGUUAAAGGAAAUCAUAGGGUCGGUCACCACUGCCCUACUGUAGCACGGUCCCUGGUGAAGUUUUUUUUUUGAGGGGGGGGGGGGUUCAAGUUCAAUACAGAAAAUUAACAUUAAUUGAUUAAUAGUAUUUGUUUAUUUUUUGAAAUGCUAUGGCUAUGGACCAUAAAUAAAGGAUAGUAUCAGGAUCACAGUGAAAAUUUUUUGUGAAAGGAUUUUCGUCUUUUAUUUUUUUGCCCCCACCCAUAAUUCGGCAAAUUUAAUUACAUAAGCUUUAGUUUUGUAGAUUUUUAAGUGCUUACUAAUAAAUAGAUUACAGGAAAGAAAAUGUACAUUAUUUUUCUUAUUCAACUUGAAAUACUACAGCCUCAAAUGUACAUCAUAUACUUUCAGUCAGAAAACGUCUGAUUGUUUUCAUAACUCUGUAAUGGGAUAAAUCUACAAGGAAAGGCAUGGUCUGCUGUUGGAGUCUCAGUGGUUUAUGUUUAUUACCAUAAUGAGUCGUAAAAUACACUUCUGGUAUAGUGAAGCAAAACAGAAACUAUUAUCUUGCGAAAAUAAAAUGAUAUUUCAUAUUAUUAUAA